This is a messenger RNA of Sinocyclocheilus anshuiensis, 6884 nucleotides long. Its product is annotated as CLIP-associating protein 1-like. Gene Ontology annotation, biological process: establishment of mitotic spindle localization; mitotic spindle assembly. Gene Ontology annotation, molecular function: microtubule binding; kinetochore binding. Gene Ontology annotation, cellular component: cytoplasmic microtubule; microtubule organizing center; mitotic spindle. Bases 483 to 5225 code for a protein of 1580 amino acids. Lineage: Eukaryota; Metazoa; Chordata; Actinopteri; Cypriniformes; Cyprinidae. The transcript is spliced from 43 exons. The record is from RefSeq and is a predicted model, not a curated record.
AUUGUGUCCACGGGAGCAGCACUAGAGAGACAAACCUCGCUUACCUUUAAUAACCUAACCCGUGUCAUUUCACACUGAAACCACCGCUACAUUCGGCAAAGGAGGACCUCUGAAUUAUGAAGCAAUGCUCCGCUGGACCCUCUCUGUCCUGCUCUAGUUACCACAACUCCUGCUGCUCUACCGCAACCGAGUGCGCUUCUGCUGCUGCUAGUGGUUUGGCUGCCUCCUAAAGGGACAAAAAGGAGAAUUCGCAGUCCUCAUCAGCUGUUGUCUAGUCACAUAUGGUGCAUCAUUUGCAUUCCCGAGUCGACAUCCCUACCGCUCAGCUUCUUGCCAGCCUGUGGCACUCAUAGGGUUCAUCAACACAGGAUAUUAAUAAGCGUGUGCAUUUGUUUUGCCUGGAUUGCACACGCUAAAAGUCUAUUUUGUUUUUAGUUUUUCCUCUCCACUGCCACACGGGUGGUGGCAGGACAUCAUAGGCCAUGGAGCCCAAUAUGGAGUACUGUCUGACCCAGGUGCUACAGAAGGAUGUGGCCCGCAGGUUGCAGAUGGGUCCCGAGCUCAUUGACUACAUCACAGAUACAGACAAGUGUCACGACCUGGAGAGUGACCAGACUGCACUGGAUAAAAUGGUGGACGGUAUCGCCACCUCUUGGGUUAACUCCAGCAACUUCAAGUUGGCUUUGUUGGGAAUGGACCUGCUUUCUGCCUUAGUGACGAGAUUACAGGAUCGAUUUCGGCCCCAAGUUGGUACAGUUUUACCCAGCUUGAUAGAUCGGUUAGGCGAUGCCAAAGAUCAAGUCAGAGACCAAGAUCAAACCCUGCUGCUGAAGAUCAUGGAGCAGUCAGCUACUCCUCAGUACAUAUGGGACCGAAUGUUGGGGGGUUUCAAACACAAAAACAACCGGACCAGAGAGGGAGUCUGUCUCUGUCUCAUCUCAACUCUGAACACAUACGGUGCCCAAGGCUUAACCCUGAGCAAAAUUGUACCACAUAUAUGUAAUCUACUCGGAGACCCCACAAGUCAGGUUCGGGAUGCAGCUAUGAACUGCCUUGUGGAAAUAUACAGACAUGUUGGAGAGAAGGUUAGAAUUGACCUUAGCAAAAAAGGACUGCCGCAAUCAAGGUUGAAUGUAAUUUUCAGCAAAUUUGAUGAAGUCCAAAGAUCUGGGAACAUAAUCCUCUCCUCGGGUUCAGAUAAGAACUUUGAUGAUGAGGAGUCUGUGGAUGGGGGCAGGUCCUCCUCCUCUUCCUCUUCUAAGGGCUUCUCCAACAGCAGGAGAGGGGGCAGCAUGGGCUCAAUGAGAAGACCCAGUUCUGCCUCUGCAUCCAGGGCUCCAGGGAAGGACAGUGUCAGUGCAGGAGCUGUGGAUGUAGAGGAUUUUAUCAAGACUUUUGAAGAUGUACCUGCAGUGCAGAUAUAUUCCAGUAAGGAGUUGGAGGACUCCAUGAAUAAGAUCCGUGAAAUUCUGUCAGAUGACAAGCAAGACUGGGAACACCGUGUCACUGCUCUGAAGAAAGUGCGGUCGCUGCUUCUGGCUGGUGCAACCGAACACGAGGGUUUCCUUCAACAUCUCCGGCUUUUAGAAGGUGCCUUCAAGUUGUCGGCUAAAGAUCUUCGGUCCCAAGUGGUUCGAGAAGCCUGUAUCACAUUAGGGCAUCUGUCUUCAGUGCUGGGGAAUAAAUUUGAUCACGGGGCUGAAAGCAUCAUGCCUACGCUACUCAACUUGGUGCCCAACAGCGCCAAAGUUAUAGCCACAUCCGGAGUGGCAGCCAUCCGACUCAUCUUGCGACAAACACACUUCCCACGCCUUAUCCCGAUCAUCACCAGCAACUGCACUUCUAAAUCUGUGGCUGUUCGAAGACGGUGUUAUGAGUUUUUAGACCUGUUAUUGCAAGAAUGGCAGACACACACUCUAGAGAGGCAUGUGGCGGUUCUCACUGAGACCAUCAAGAAGGGGAUCCAUGAUGCUGACUCAGAGGCCAGAUCUGUGGCCAGAAAGUGUUACUGGGGAUUCCAUGGCCAUUACAGUCGAGAGGCAGAGCACCUGUUUCAGGCGUUGGAGUCGACCUAUCAGAAAGCCAUUCAAUCUCACCUCAAGAGUUCUGACAGCAUAGUGUCUCUACCGCAGUCUGACCGCUCCUCCUCAAGCUCACAGGAGAGCCUCAAUCGACCGCUGUCAGUGAAGAGUGUCAUUGGAGGCCCUGUUACAAGAAGUAAAGUGAUCGGCUCUAGGGUGUCCUCAACCCCUGGUGCCCUCCAGCGUUCCCGCAGCGACAUAGACGUGAAUGCCGCCUCCAGUGCCAAAUCUCGCAUGUCCACUGCAACCUCCCCAUCUCCCUUCAGCUCUGCUGCAGCUCUGCCUCCAGGCUCCUACGCCUCCCUGGACGGUGCACUUGGUAAAAUAGAUGGUCGUGUGCGGACGAGAAGGCAGAGCUCAGGGAGUGCGGUCAGCGCCAACAGCACUGUUACAGACAGCCGUGGUCGAAGCAGAGCUAAAGUGGUCUCUCAGUCCCAACGAUCCAGAUCAGCUAACCCCACUAGUGCCGGCAGCCGGUCCAGUUCUCCAGGGAAGCUCUUGGGACACGCAUAUGGCAGAAUUCCAAGGGCCACUGCACCAGCAACACCCUCAGACAAAUACUCGAGGAUCCCAAGAAGCCAGGGAUGCAGCCGUGAAACCAGCCCCAGCAGAUUGGGCAUAGCCAGGCUGUGUGGUAAAGCUCUUCUUCCUGCCACUUCUUCCUAUCGCACGCUAGCCCGGAGCAGUCGCAUCCCCCGUCCCAGCAUGAGUCAGGGGUGCAGCCGUGACACCAGUUGCGAGAACAGCCGUGACACAAGCCCCGCUCGGGGCUUCACUCCUCUUGAUCGCUUUGGCCUGAUCCAUCAGGCUCGCAUUUCUGCAUCUGUCAAUGCUAUGAGGGUGCUGAACACUGGCACAGAAGUGGAGGCUGCUGUGGCUGAUGCUUUGCUGUUAGGAGACUCCAGGAAUAAGCGCAAGCCUUUGAGAAGGAGGUACGAGUCUGAUGAUGAUGCCAACAGCGACGCAUCCAGUGCCUGCUCAGAGCGUUCCUAUAGUUCCCGUAAUGGAGGCAUUCCUCACUACCUGCGUCAGACAGAGGACGUUGCUGAGGUGCUAAACCACUGCGCCAGUUCCAACUGGUCUGAGAGGAAGGAGGGCCUGCUGGGUUUGCAGAACCUGCUAAAGAGUCAGCGCAUUCUCAGCCGUGUGGAGCUCAAGAGGCUGUGUGAGAUCUUCACCAGGAUGUUUGCAGAUCCUCACAGCAAGAGAGUGUUUAGCAUGUUCCUGGAGACUCUAGUGGAUUUCAUCACUGUGCACAGAGAGGAUCUCCAGGACUGGCUCUUUGUACUGCUCACUCAGCUGCUGAAGAAAAUGGGAGCUGACCUCUUAGGCUCAGUCCAAGCUAAGGUCCAAAAGGCUCUGGAUGUCACAAGGGAGUCUUUCCCCUUCGACCAACAGUUUAACAUCCUAAUGAGAUUCAUUGUUGAUCAGACUCAAACCCCCAAUCUAAAGGUGAAGGUGUCCAUCCUGAAAUACAUUGAGUCCCUAGCACGGCAGAUGGACCCUGCAGACUUUGUGAAUUCAAGUGAAACAAGAUUAGCUGUGUCUCGCAUUAUCACCUGGACCACUGAACCCAAGAGCUCUGACGUUAGAAAAGCUGCCCAGGUGGUGCUGAUCUCACUCUUUGAGCUGAACACUCCUGAGUUCACCAUGCUGCUGGGUGCUCUGCCUAAAACUUUCCAGGAUGGAGCCACCAAGCUCCUGCAUAGCCAUCUGAAGAACUCAAGCAACACCAGCAGUGUGAGUUCACCGAGCAAUACAAUGGGACGCACGCCACCCCGGCACCCCACCAGCAGGACUAGUCCUCUCACCUCGCCCACAAAUUGCUCCCACGGGGGUUUGUCACCCAGUCGGUUAUGGGGAUGGAGUGUCGAUGGGCUCUUAAAGCACCCUUCUCCCUCUCCUCCUCCUCCUACUCCUCCGUCUCACCCCUCUAUUCCUGCCGGCCCCUCCCUCAGGGCCUUCCGCUGCGCGCUCUCACCAAGUAUGCUGGAGUAUGACACAGAGAACAUGAAUUCUGAUGAGAUCUUUAGCUCGCUGCGCGGUGUCACAGAAGCCAUCCAGAGCUUCAGUUACCGCAGCCAAGAGGACCUGAAUGAGCCAAUCAGACGCGAUGGGAAGAAGAAUGAUGUUGCUGGGAAGGAAGGGUUCUCUCCGGGGUCUGAUGCAAGACUGGGGUUGGAUGUAAUGGAAGGGGGUCGAACCGCUUUGGAUAACAAGACAUCUUUGCUUAACACACCGUCCCCGCGGUCUUUCGCUGUGCCACGGUCAAGGGAGUUUGCACCCUAUGGCUAUGGAGACACGAUCACGGCCUAUGACAAAAGCGCCCUGAAGGAGGCCAUUUUUGAUGACGACGUGGAGCAGUUCCGAGACUGCCGUCGGCAAGACUGUGGUGAGAACAAGAUGGUGCUGCCCAAGGGCUUUACUCCUGAUCUGGUGGCAGACUUACUGAAGGAGUUGUCUAAUCACAAUGACCGAGUGGAGGAGAGGAAGGGGGCUUUGAUCGAGCUGUUGAAGAUUGCUCGUGAGGACAGCCUGGCUGUGUGGGACGAACACUUCAAAACAAUCCUAUUGCUGCUAUUGGAGACACUCGGGGACAAGGAUCACACUAUCCGUGCUCUGGCGUUACGGGUUCUGAAGGAGAUUCUGAGGAACCAGCCAGCACGCUUCAAGAACUAUGCAGAACUCACAAUCAUGAAGACACUAGAAGCCCAUAAGGACUCUCAUAAAGAGGUGGUUAGGGCGGCUGAAGAGGCUGCCUCUACGUUGGCUAGCUCCAUUCACCCAGAGCAAUGCAUCAAAGUGCUGUGUCCCAUCGUACAGACUGCAGACUAUCCCAUCAACCUAGCUGCUAUUAAGAUGCAGAGCAAAGUGGUUGAGCGCAUUGCCAGGGAGUCGCUGCAUCAGCUGCUGCCAGAUAUCAUCCCUGGCCUCCUACAAGGCUAUGAUAACACAGAGAGUAGUGUUCGCAAGGCCAGCGUGUUCUGUUUGGUGGCCAUCUACUCUGUGAUUGGUGAGGAGCUGAAGCCACACUUGGCCCAGCUCACGGGCAGCAAGAUGAAGUUGCUAAAUCUGUAUAUUAAGAGGGCCCAGACUACCAACAGCAACAGCAGCAGUUCUUCAGACAUGUCGUCUCACAGCUAGCCGGAUGUACUCUAAUCAGUGCCCUACACGUGCAUUUGGGAACAUAGUUGUGCCUCCUCCAGAAUCCUUUUUUUUUUAUUGCUUCAUCACAGUCUUGCUGGAUUUUCCCAGAGAGAUAUGUUGCUCACUGCAAUCAGAACUUUUCUUUUCAUCCAGCUCCUGGAAACCUCUUAGUGUCUCAUGCAUCUUUCCAUCUGUGAAACAUUGAAUGUAAAGAGGUUCGGAUCGAGAAAAAUGCAUGCCGGCUUUUUGAUAGGGAACAGAUCUUCCAUGAUUGGCAUUGCUUCCAUAAUUGGAGCAAACAAGCUAUCUUCAGCUUCUGAAGAGGUGAUUCGUUAACUACAUUUAUUAGUAAUAACUUAUUCUUGUUUGCAAGUGGUGUUAAAGGUUUAAUUGAGUUAUUAGGAUAUUUUAAAUGGACACAAUUUGGGUUAACUAAUACAUCACUUGAAUUUCAAUUAAUGCUAGUGGAUCAUUUGGCUGGCCGAGUGAUAAAUGUAAAGAAAAGAGAAAAAUGUAAGUAAUUUGUAGGUUUGGCUACAAUGACAACCCAAAAAAAACAAAAAUGUAGGAUUAAAACAUUCUUAUAUUCAUUUUUAUUUCAUGGGACCGCAAUACCACAUCCCAUAAUGUUGAAAGUGUAGGAAAUUGUUUGUUUCCAAGUCUUUAAGAAGGCUAAUGUAAAGCAAUUGUGUUGAUUUUAUUAUAGGAUGGAUUAGGUGUUAAAAAUGUGGGCCACACUACAGAAUACAAGGACAAACUUCUGAAUGUAGAGCUGUUCCUUUCAUCUUUGGGGAAAAAAGCAAAGGGUUUUGUGAGUAAACAUGCAAGCCACAACACACUUGGAUAUUUAAAAGUUCACACUCAGUGGAGCUGGAAACAUGACCAGGGGCAUCUUCAGACAAGAAACAAUUAAUGAAAUCAAACCGAUUUACACUUUGUUCUUGUAGCAAGAGGAUUGUGAUGGAAAUUUCAAAACUACUAUGCCUUACGUUCCUUUUUCUGUUUUCAAAACUCAGACUGUAUACAUGUCCACAGGCAUUCGUACUACACUGCUAAAGCAUGUCUACGACGCUAAUAAUGAAAACCCUCUAAUCUGGCUCAAGAACUAGAGGUGAUGUGAUGUUCUCUGAAAGGUCUGAACUCUUUCUUUUUCCUUGUUCAUCUGGAGAUUUUUUUCCAUCUGAUGUUAAGUGCUGGGCGUUUACUGUUUUGUACAUACCUUUCAAUCAUUGCUCCCCCCCACCCCCCCCCCACACACACACACACACACAAACAAAAUUAAGGUAAAAAAGGUGUUGCACUCUUUUGCACGUUAACAAAUAGCCUGCAUGUUUUGAUGACGUAACCAUCCUGUGCUGCCGUGACUGACCUAGGUUUGGCUGUUUGUGCCACAUCAGCGGUCUGGUCGGUCUGUAAAUACAGUAUUAUUAUUGUUAUUAUUAAUAUGUUGCCCAGGUGGGGAAGUAGACCAGUGCAAAGCUCAAAUGGGUCUCACAGAUUUGACCAAAAUGUCUGUUUGUCCUCAGGCUGUGAACCAGACCAUAUUAGAAAUUAAGGACAGACAUUUGAAAGCACCCUACUUUCCUUAAGUAUUAUAUACUGGGGCAUGUGGCUUUUAUUGGUAUGCUAAGUGUGCGUACCCUUGUUUGAUGCAGC